AUGUCUCGCAUAGCGAAGCAAAACGAGAAGAUUCGCGAGGUUCUCGCUUCCGUAGAAAAUGGCACCCAGCGGAUUGACGAAAUGGCAAAAAUUAGAGGGUGGUUUCGUCCAAAAGAUGGAAGUGGGGCUUAUUCAGCCGUGCAAGACUAUCUCAACGAGAGGAUCGACUUGAGCGAGACGGCAUCGCUCUUGUUCGGGCCCAUUGAUGAGAAAAUCAACUCUUCUCAUCUCGACGAUGUAGACUUCAUGGACCUUUGGUAUAGCAUCAUUCACUCAGCACGACGCUUGUCAUGCCGUGAAAAUACAGAGUCCCACAACCACGACAAACUAGUCGACUUGAUCAAGGCGUUCAAGGAGCACUCGAUACCAAACAACGAAAUCUACAACUACCUCUAUAGCGAAAUGACCGACUUCGGAAUGGCCUGUCGUGAAGCCUACAACGACGCUCCAGUCGCUCACGACGGCUUCUUCGACCAAGAGGUGGAAGCAUGGGCAAACAUGAACUUCUUCUAUGCUCGUGUAACGCAAAAGGGACUGCAAGAUCUCUGGAUAUUUGCCAUCUUCUCGAUGCGAACCGCACUUGAAACACCCCUCGUUGAUGACCCCUCUGCAACAGCCAAUCAGCAAUACGACGCGUACGUCCCUGCUGCCGCCGCUUGGGUCUUCGGAAAUGGACGCCAGCUCUUCCGCUUAGAAAAGGACCUCACACCUGUCGAUCCCAAGCAAGGUAACCCCGCACGAGGCGGGGAGCUGUGGAAAGGCAAGGCCGAGUUCAGCAAAGAUCGAUGGGCGCUGUGGAAGGAAAGAUUUGCUGCGGUUGGGAAGAUGGACGGCGUGGCGGAAAAGACUAGGAUUACCGCGAGAGAUGCGGUCGAGAGCAUGGAAAGGAGCGAGACCUACGAGCCUAUGCCGCGGUAG
Messenger RNA from Bipolaris oryzae ATCC 44560, 918 nucleotides. RefSeq lists its product as uncharacterized. NCBI's taxonomy places the organism in Eukaryota, Fungi, Ascomycota, Dothideomycetes, Pleosporales, Pleosporaceae. The transcript is spliced from 2 exons. The coding region runs from base 1 to 918 and encodes 305 amino acids. The record is from RefSeq and is a predicted model, not a curated record.